This is a messenger RNA of Morone saxatilis (striped sea-bass), 672 nucleotides long. Its product is annotated as transcription factor AP-2-epsilon-like. The coding region runs from base 1 to 672 and encodes 223 amino acids. Lineage: Eukaryota; Metazoa; Chordata; Actinopteri; Moronidae. The transcript has 6 exons. The record is from RefSeq and is a predicted model, not a curated record.
AUGGAGGAAGGAUCAGCCUUGGGCAUCCUCGACCACUCUGUCAUUAAAAAAGGUAAGAGCUUCUUAGUGGCCGUGACCUUUCUGACACUGUUCAGCAGCGAUGCCAAGGGCGUCUUCUGCCAACAAAUUCAGCCUGACCGCGCAGACGGACUAAGCGGCUCUUCGCCGAGUGGGCGCCUCUCCCAGCUGUCCUCCCUGAACCAGGCCGCCUACUCCUCGGCUCCCCCGCUCUGCCACACUCCGGCCUCGGACUUCCAGCCUCCGUACUUCCCUCCCCCUUAUCCCCAGUCCUCCCUCCCUCCCUACUCCCAGAGCCAGGACUCGUAUUCCCACCUGUCAGACCCCUACACCUCCAUCAAUUCCAUCCAUCAGCAUCAGCAAGCGGCAUGGCACUCGCAGAGGUCGCGCUCCGACGAGGGGGGACUCCUGUCACAGUCACACCGGGCUCUGAGCCUCGACCCCCGGCGGGAGUACCCAGCUGUCCCUAGACUGCUGCACGGUCUCGGGGAAGGUGCUGCCGCUCUCGGGGAUGGUCCUCUCGGGAUGCACCUGGGACACCACGGCCUGGAGGAUCUUCAGCCUGAACCCUUGGACCGGGAUUUCCAGAGCAUGGUGGUGGUGGUGGUGGUGGUGGCUCUCAGGCUGGGUGUCAAGCUGCAGCUCAGGGGUUAA